CCGGAAGCUGAUUGGGGCCGCGCGCAGCGCGCGCCCGCCCGCUCUCCCGGCCCAGCAUGCACCGCGAGCGCGAUCACGCGCGCCGCCUGCGCCAAGCGGUGCGGGCGCCCAGGCUGGGACGGGGUGAAAUGGCUGCCUCCUCCUCAUCCUCUUCAGCCGGCGGAGUCAGUGGCAGCUCUGUGACAGGAUCUGGUUUCAGCGUCUCGGACCUGGCACCGCCCCGAAAGGCACUCUUCACCUACCCCAAGGGAGCCGGGGAGAUGCUGGAAGAUGGCUCAGAAAGAUUUCUCUGUGAGUCUGUCUUCAGCUAUCAGGUUGCAUCUACAUUAAAGCAAGUGAAACACGGAGGUGAGGCCAGGAGAGGAGGCUCCGGGCAGGAAACGCCCACGACCUCAUGGUGGCCCGGUACUGCCUGCCUCUUUGGCCUCAGAUCAACAAGUUGCGCGGAUGGAAAAACUGGCCGGUCUGGUGGAGGAGCUGGAGGCAGAUGAGUGGAGGUACAAGCCAAUAGAGCAGCUGCUGGGAUUCACUCCCUCCUCGGGCUGAGCACGUCUGGAUCACUGCUGCCGGAGAGCAGAAGAAAGGCACUCUCUGGCCCGACUUCAAAACACGCCACCAUCUAUCAGGGUAUUUACAGCUGUGUCAGCAGGAUUGGGCCCUUUUUUUUUUUUUUUUUUUUAAGUUGUCAGUGGGGAUCCCCCUUCGAGCUGCCAGUAAAUUCAAAUUAUGGGAUACUGUAAGUCUUCUGCGGUGUUACAGGCUGGCAGGGCUCAGUUGCUGUAACUUAGAAAACAGGAUUCGUUUUGAAGAAGCCAGCAGUACCUUACAGUGUGCAAAGAAGGGGAGAUGUGUAAAGCUGGGUGGCGGGGAAGGCAGCCCAGUAAGUCGGUCUGCUGUUUCCCUCCUAUGCACUGGGCCGGGUUAUCUCCUGCCUGGGAAGCGUGCAUCUCUGCCACUGCAGCCAGGCCUCUGCAGAGCAAUUCCAAGCCCUGCCAGGAAGGCUCUGCAGUCCCAGCCCUUCUUUGGGGGAAUUGACAGGGUGAGACCCGUCCUGGGUCAGCUGCAAGCACGACUCUUUCUCCAGCAGUGCCUCCUGUAUUGCUGAAACUGUUUCCUUUCCCGUCGCGCUGUUUCUCUUUUGUCUGCAUAGUGCUACCAGCACAUCGCUCUUUAAUGCAGAAGCUGUACCCUGAAUACCCUGAAACCCUUUUCCUCCUUAUUAUGUGUUAAAUUGCUCUGUGAUAAUAAAAUAAUUCUGUCUUUGAAACUA
Molecule: messenger RNA, 1270 nt
Organism: Numida meleagris (helmeted guineafowl)
Lineage: Eukaryota; Metazoa; Chordata; Aves; Galliformes; Numididae
Gene: ANAPC16
Product: anaphase promoting complex subunit 16
Exons: 5
Coding region: 57-491 (144 amino acids)
Biological process (GO): protein ubiquitination
Cellular component (GO): kinetochore; cytosol; anaphase-promoting complex
Source: RefSeq, a predicted model, not a curated record